AUGAAUAACCAUGGCGGCGACAUAAGCGAUUUCCAUAACCGUGGUGAUAUGGAGCUCGGCAGUGACGCUUCAGCAACGGCAGCGACGACGCCGACGGCGACACCAACGAUUGGUGGCGAACCCCCGACGCAGCACGGCUCAACGGUUAUCAUGGUAAGCGGUGCCGUUGACGAGGGUGGCGACGAAAUAGUUGACCAAGACCGCCCCGUUGACCUUUCUGCUUCGACUAAUACUCGUCCCUCGACGAUCGACCGCGUCCCGACGCCGAUGUACUGUCGCCGGCAAGAAAUCCCCAUCACGCGACGGGUAACUGGGUUGCCCGAUCUGGACGCGGAUGUCCUUCUGUCUAUAGCGCGUAUGACGGGUCGCCCUCUCCGAACCAUCGCCGUCCUCGCCUCCUGCAGCACGCGGCUCCGCCGUCUCGCCGUGACAGACCUCUGGCCCCUCUAUUGUCACACCCGCGCGCAAGAUCUCAUCGGAGAUCUUUACGCGCAGCAGGAGGAGGCGAAACGGCGGAGAAACGGCGGCGACAGCAGCGGGUCGACUCGCACGACGAGUCUUUCCAACCUAAAACUCGUCCGGUUACCAGCCGCCGCUCUUUCGCCGAAGCUUCUCAGCUACUCGCCCGGUAUUCUCGAGGUGCCGUUCAGCCUGCUGAGCCCGCGAAUUAAGGAGCUCGUGGAGAAAGUCGGCCAAUGGUGGUCCGACGGAUACUUUGACGGUGACGACGCGAGCCGUUGUUCCGAUAUUUUCAUGGAUGAUCGCCGGAGGAGGAGCCCGUGGCGCAUGUGUAGACGCGCCGCGGCGCGCAUUGCGUGGGUGCCUGUGAUUGCCGUGCUCGUGCCGGUCGUCGUCACGUAUUUCGCAUGCGUUUUCGCGAAGCGGACGGCGCGGACCGCGCGACGUGUGGCCGUGAGGGGAGGGAGGAGGCUGGCGAGGAGGGUUGGGGAGACGACGGUGGGGAGGGAGGGGAGGAUGAUGGUGUCGAGAAUCAGACAGAGAAUGGGAUGGAGGGAGGAUGAGGUGGCGGGAGGAGGAGGGGGGGGGCUUGACAUUGAGGCAAUUCUGAGAGGCCCGGGAUACGCAGACUGGGAUGGCAAUGUGCGUGGAAACGGGGAUGACGCAGAUGAUUUCGUGGAGCGUUAUGGGCGCAUCGCGAGAUGCCAUGACGGGCAUCAGGAACAGGAGCAGCAGGAUACGCAGGAGCAGGAGGAGCAGGAGAAGGAGAAGGAGAACCAGGAGGAGAGGGAGGAGGAGGAGGAGGAGGAGGAGGAGGAGGAGGAGGAGGAGGAGGAGGAGGAGGAGGAGGAGGAGGAGGAGGAGGAGGAGGAGGAGGAGGAGGAGGAGGAGGAGGAGGAGGGGGAGGAGGGAGAGGAGGGGGUGGGGAAGAGUGAGGGGGAAGGGGAGGCAGGGGUGUCGUUUGCUGUGAUGGAGCCAUCGUCAAACAUCUGGGACAUCUCCAUCUGCCGAGGCUUCCUCGAUGCGUUCCAGCACACAGAGUUGUAUCGACAGCUGGCAGCUCGGUCUGCUGCUGCCGAUGACCAUGGCAAAUGCCCUUUCUGCCGCUGCAAGGUUUGGAACGCAUUGGACACGCUUGCACAGAUGGACCACAUGCGGGCUUUAAGCUUUGCGAUAUGCGAGAAUGUGAGUGGCCGAUGCGAAUGGUUCAGUGUUUUACAGUUGCAAAACUUUAGAGUAGUGAACUGCAGUGUGCUUGCCGGCUGCGUAGACCCAUUCCUAGUUUAUUUCCGUUUUUAUUUGUCUCACACACUCUCACACACUCGUUUACGCACCCGCACAUGCAUGCAUGCUUGCAUUUGUGUCUCCCACCCUCAUUCAAACAUGGCUACCUCUGUCCCUCUGAUCUUGCAGGGCCACUUUUGCGGAUUAUUUAAAGAGAGAACGUAG
Molecule: messenger RNA, 1908 nt
Organism: Closterium sp. Yama58-4
Lineage: Eukaryota; Viridiplantae; Streptophyta; Zygnematophyceae; Desmidiales; Closteriaceae
Source: the annotation of a GenBank genome assembly